Molecule: messenger RNA, 1296 nt
Organism: Lacerta agilis (Sand lizard)
Lineage: Eukaryota; Metazoa; Chordata; Lepidosauria; Squamata; Lacertidae
Product: zinc finger protein 202-like
Exons: 4
Coding region: 340-1296 (318 amino acids)
Source: RefSeq, a predicted model, not a curated record
GCUGGGUGACGUCAUUUCCAGUGCCCUUUCUUCCCUCCUCUUCCUGGUGGGAAUCUGACUUUUGAAAUUUCCUCCUCCUUCCUUCUUUGUCAAAGCAUUGUGGAACUGCAGCAGGUGCUGCCCAGGCAAAUUGGUGGUGCACUGCUUAGCUUAUAGGGAGAGGAGGAAGAGCCUCCCUCGCUGGCUUGGCUUGAGAAUUUCUGGUCGUCACUUAGAAAUAAACCUCUUCUACUGAUUUUGCAGACCCCCUUGAGGGUCUUGGGCAGCCUCCAUUUUUGACAAGAGACGGGAGAGAAAACGAGAGGAGGAGGAGGAGGAAGGGGCAGUCCAGUUCUCAAAAUGGACAUGCGGAACAUGACAGGCUCCAAAGCAUGGGAAGAAAUGGAAGGUGUAGCAAAAGCUCCACAUCACAGGGGCACAGGGCAGUUCCUUAUUGGGACACCUUCCCAUUAUAUAAAACGUGAGCCGGAAGAAGGGGCGCUGGAACGCUGGGAAGCCCAGUUGCAGGAGUUUCUGAAGAUGCUGCAGGCCCCCAACUCAGGUUGCAGGAACCUACAGAUAUCUGAGGAGCCCUCACCAUGGGAGGAUGCUAAGACCUUCCUGGCCUCCUUUGAGCAAGUAGCCUCAGCCUGCCGGUGGCCUCGGGACAAGUGGGUGACCCUCCUGCUGCCAUCUCUCAGCGGAGAGCCUGAGCAGGCCUUCAGCGGCCUCAGUGCCCAGGACAAGGGAGACUACAGGAAGGUGAAGGCGGCCAUCUUGGAAGGGGAGGCCAUUGCGAGGGAGAAGCAGCGGCAGCACUUCAGGCAACUCCGCUAUCGGGAGGCAGAGGGUCCGAGAGGCGUUUACGGUCGGCUCCGAGAGCUUUGUGGCCAGUGGCUGAAAAUAGAGAGGCGCACGAAGGAUGAGAUUCUGGAGCUGCUGAUCUUGGAGCAGCUCCUGAGCAUCCUGCCGGGAGACAUGCAGAGCUGGGUCAGGGAGCGAAAGCCAGAGACGUGCACCCAGGCGGUGGCCCUGGCGGAGGGAUUCCUCUUGGGGCGGGACGAGAUGGAGGAUCCAGAACAGAAGGUACCUGUGCCUUUUGCGGUGAUGGCUACAGAUCCUUCCGAGACAGGCCAGCCUCUGCCACGGGACACCUGGGCUGGGCAGGUCUUCAGAGAAGCCGCGGAUGAGCAGAGUGAAGUGACAAGAUUGCCGACCCACUCCAUGCCAAAGCCUCCCACCCCUAAGCUGCUCCUCACCAAACCUCCACAAAGGAGCCAACUCCUAGGGGAUGAGAUCCCUUCGGUCCCUCAAUAA